AUGUGCGGCAUCGUGGCUAGCUGUCGUUGCCCAAGCCUCUCCCAGCAUCUCCAGCACGGCCUCGACGCCAUCAAACAUCGCGGUCCGGACGGCUCAGGCACCUGGGUCAGCCAAGAUGGCUCAAUCGGCCUCGGCCACUGCCGCCUGUCCAUCAAUGACCUCUCGCCGUUGGGCGCCCAGCCCAUCCACAACGCCGACUCUAUCCACGCCGUGGUCAAUGGCGAGAUUUACGACUUUGACAGGCUCCGCGACAUCUGCGCCAGCGAACACGGGUACCGAUUCACCGGUCAUAGUGACAGCGAGCUAGUUGUCGCCCUCUACCAGAUCCACGGGGCCCCUGGUUUGUUUGAGCAUCUCCGCGGCGAGUUUGCCUUUGUCCUUGUGGACCAGAGACCAGGCAGCCAACGCGUCAUUGCCGUCCGUGAUCGCUUUGGUAUCAAGCCACUUGUCUGGACCACGGUCGGUGACCGAGUCGUCUUGGCUGCAGAGGCCAAGGCCCUUAAGCCGCUGGGGUGGCAGCCUGAAUGGGACGUCCAGAGCAUCACCGACUCGGGCUGGCUGGUGGAUGAGCGGACAGUCUUUAAGAAUGUCCAGUCCGUUAAACCGGGCCACUGGAUGGAAAUCACCGACGGUCGCGGGAUUCAGAUGCACCAAUACUGGGACGCGGAUUUCCCAGACAAGACCAUAGUCGAGACCCGUACUAUCGAGGAAAUGGUCCAGGGCGUGCGCGAGCGGCUCAUCAACGCCGUCCGCCUUCGCAUGCGUGCCGACGUCCCCAUCGGCGUCUAUCUAUCGGGUGGCAUUGACUCAUCGGCCAUUGCAGGCAUCGUGACGCAUCUAGCUCGCACGGAAAACGUCAAGAUUGGCAGCGACAAGGCUACUCAGGUAGCGUGCUUCAGCGUCCAGUUUCCCGAAGCGUCGGGCUACGACGAGUCUGACAUAGCUGACCGUACGGCAAAUUGGCUGGGCAUCGAAAUUCACAGGCACAACGCUGAUGAGCAGAGGCUGGCUGACGACUUUGUCGACGCCGCCUACCAUAACGAGCAGCACCACAUGGACCUCAACUCGGUAGCCAAGUUUGCCCUAUCAUCGCUGCCGCAACAGCAAGGCCUCAAGGUAGUUCUCACGGGCGAAGGGUCCGAUGAGCACUUUGGUGGCUACGCCUUCUUGACGCACCAAUACCUUUACGAGCCAGACCUAGCCAUGCCCAACAUAUUGGCCGACGACACCAAGCUACGAGGCGACCGCGCAGAGAUGAGCCACAGCAUCGAGGCCCGAACGCCGUUUCUGGAUCACAGCCUGACUGAAUACGUCAACUCACUCCCGCCCUCUACCAAGCUUAGCGCCCCUAGACGAGCCAUCGUGGAGAAAUGGAUCCUGCGUGAGGCGGUGCGGCCCUUUGUUACCGACGAGGUGUACCGGCGGAGAAAGCGACUACUGACGCGCGAGGCUGUCGAGGAGCUGGGAUUCGUAGACUAUGCUGUCGUUGAGGCGGCCCUGGAGUCGGCCUUUGGCGAGACGCCGGACCAAGUCGCGUUUCGAACCCUUAACUACACGGGUGGGUGGGUAGCCAUUGGGCAGAGGCUUGGUGUCAAGAAGGCGACGGUCGAGGAGUCGAAUUGGAGCUGGGUGUAG
Messenger RNA from Hirsutella rhossiliensis, 1635 nucleotides. RefSeq names its product asparagine synthase domain-containing protein. The record is from RefSeq and is a predicted model, not a curated record. Bases 1 to 1635 code for a protein of 544 amino acids. Lineage: Eukaryota; Fungi; Ascomycota; Sordariomycetes; Hypocreales; Ophiocordycipitaceae. Gene Ontology annotation, molecular function: asparagine synthase (glutamine-hydrolyzing) activity. The transcript has 7 exons. Gene Ontology annotation, cellular component: cytosol.